AUGACAGUCUCAAAGCUCAGACACAACGAGACUGCAAAUGACUUCAAAAGCAGAUGCACUCGACCUUACCCACCUAAUCCCACAUGCUUGACCACGUACUACAACCAAUGUGCUAAAUUCUACACAAGAACUAUGUACCACAAGGUUGCUGAGCAGCUUCAUUUAGAGAAUAAUUAUUUUGUCAUAAGUCAGGAGCAAGAAGGAGAGUGGCAGAUAUACACCAUUGGAAAGUUUCAGCAUCCGGAAGUCCAAUACCAAGUUCAUUACUGUGAAGGCCAACGAGCACUACACUGUAGCUGCAUGCUAUAUGAAAGUCAGGGGUACCCUUGUAGACAUUUAUGGGCUACAAUGAAAAGAUUAGACAUCAGAAGAAUACCUAAUACUCUUCUCAUGAAGCGAUGGAGCAAAUCCGCGAAGACAAAUCUCCACCUACAUUUUAACCCCCCCGCACAAGAACAACAACACAUUUAUGAGAUGGCUAGGUUUGGAUCUCUCAGCUCAUUAACUUAUAACUACAAUUUUUAUGCAGCAAAAACAGAGGAUUCGUACACGCGUGCAAAGGAAGAGAUUGAACGGCUAACUCUAAUGUUCAAGGAAGAAUUUGAGAUGAGUUCCAAUCCAGAAGGACAGACGCCACAACCUGGAAGAUAUCGUAACAACCCCAACAUUAUUAAAGACCCUGAAGUUGUGAGAACAAAGGGUACAGGAAAUCCAAGGGAAGGACCAAACGAGGAGCAGAUCCCAAGAAACUCAAGACAUUGUCGCAUUUGUCGCUCAUCAGGCCAUGAUUAUCGGCGGUGUCCAAACCGUCAACAGAAUACUGGAUCUCAGGGGCAACAGUCAGCACACAAUCAACCAACAACUGACUCAUUCAAUGAACACUCCAACGCGUAUUUCCCUGAACCGCCUUCCUCCACACAAGAAUCAUACUAUGGUCAUUCAUAUAUAUAA
Cannabis sativa is the source of this 951-nucleotide messenger RNA. RefSeq names its product protein FAR1-RELATED SEQUENCE 9-like. Lineage: Eukaryota; Viridiplantae; Streptophyta; Magnoliopsida; Rosales; Cannabaceae. The transcript has a single exon. The coding region runs from base 1 to 951 and encodes 316 amino acids. The record is from RefSeq and is a predicted model, not a curated record. Gene Ontology annotation, molecular function: nucleic acid binding; zinc ion binding.